AUGGUGCGCGCUUGUGAUGCUGGACGUGGGAAAUGCGUUCAACACUGCCUCAGGGAGCCUCAUCAUCAGCGAGCUCCUAAACAUCCAGGUGUCCAGAUAUCUAUGCAACCUUAUCUGCAGCUAUUUGAACACCAGAACAAUCACGAUUGCAGGGAAGAAAAUGCAGAUUUCUACAGGGCUCUGCAUUGGGACCUCUCCUCUGGAACAUACUUUAUGAUGGAGUGUCAAGGAUCCCCCUGCAGCGAGGUAUCGAAACUAUUGCAUAUGCCGUCGACCUGGCCGUUAUCUCUACGGCCAACAACGAAAUCGACCUCAUACGGAAAACAAAUGAGGCGCUAA
This is a messenger RNA of Acanthoscelides obtectus, 339 nucleotides long. The record is from the annotation of a GenBank genome assembly. Lineage: Eukaryota; Metazoa; Arthropoda; Insecta; Coleoptera; Chrysomelidae.